AUGCCUUUGCAGUCAGUCCUCAAGCCUGGCCCUGGAAUUACAGCUGAGAAGUCCACCACCGAAUCUCGGCGCUUGGCACGCUGUCCCUUCUUGGCCCGCCAACUGACCCUUGCCAUCCCCAUCAUCGCUGCUAUCCUCUUCUUCUUCGUCAUGAGCUGCCUGCUACAGACGAGUUUCACUGACCCUGGGAUCCUGCCCCGGGCCACCGUCUGUGAAGCAGCUGCCCUGGAGAAACAGAUCGACAACACAGGCAGUUCCACCUACCGGCCACCCCCUCGGACCCAGGAGGUGAUGAUCAAUGGGCAGAUGGUGAAGUUGAAGUAUUGUUUCACCUGCAAGAUGUUUCGACCACCCCGGACCUCACACUGCAGUGUCUGCGACAACUGUGUGGAACGGUUUGACCAUCACUGCCCCUGGGUGGGCAACUGUGUGGGGAGACGGAACUACCGCUUCUUCUACGCGUUUAUUCUCUCCCUCUCAUUCCUGACGGCCUUCAUCUUCGCCUGCGUGGUCACCCACCUGACGCUCCGCUCUCAGGGAAGCAACUUCCUCUCCACUCUGAAGGAGACACCAGCAAGUGUGCUGGAGUUGGUGAUCUGCUUCUUCUCCAUCUGGUCCAUCCUGGGCCUCUCAGGGUUUCACACUUACCUCGUCGCCUCCAACCUGACAACUAACGAAGAUAUCAAAGGCUCGUGGUCCAGCAAGAGAGGUGGCGAGGCCUCUGUCAAUCCCUACAGCCAUAAAAGUGUUAUCACCAACUGCUGUGCUGUGCUCUGCGGCCCCCUACCUCCCAGCCUGAUUGACCGGAGGGGAUUUGUGCAGCCUGACACCCUGUUGCCCUCACCCAUCAGAAGCGACGAGCCAGCCUGUGGAGCCAAGGCCGAUGCCAACAUGGAGGACACCUGUCAGGAUUUUGCCAUCUCCUGCACAGCCUGAGGGGAGCUAACAGUCCUCUUUGCAGAGGGUUAGCUGUGUGUGCGGGGGCUUAAGGACCUCCUGAGGACCGCUGCUCUCUUCCUCUCCAGGAGUGGCCUGGGGGGAGCCAAGCACCUGGCACCUCC
Messenger RNA from Myotis brandtii (Brandt's bat), 1061 nucleotides. RefSeq names its product zinc finger, DHHC-type containing 18 (gene ZDHHC18). Gene Ontology annotation, biological process: peptidyl-L-cysteine S-palmitoylation; protein targeting to membrane. Gene Ontology annotation, cellular component: endoplasmic reticulum; Golgi apparatus. Gene Ontology annotation, molecular function: protein-cysteine S-palmitoyltransferase activity. The record is from RefSeq and is a predicted model, not a curated record. The transcript is spliced from 10 exons. Lineage: Eukaryota; Metazoa; Chordata; Mammalia; Chiroptera; Vespertilionidae. The coding region runs from base 1 to 936 and encodes 311 amino acids.